Messenger RNA from Dermacentor albipictus, 1980 nucleotides. Its product is annotated as ubiquitin conjugating enzyme 2. The record is from RefSeq and is a predicted model, not a curated record. Lineage: Eukaryota; Metazoa; Arthropoda; Arachnida; Ixodida; Ixodidae. Gene Ontology annotation, cellular component: nucleus. Gene Ontology annotation, biological process: protein polyubiquitination. Gene Ontology annotation, molecular function: ubiquitin conjugating enzyme activity.
AGGUCAGUGAAAAGAGAAGUGAAUUUCAUAAAUUCAGCUGCGAGGGAGUCCGAGGGAGUGCUGCCGUUGCGUGGAAGAGCAUGCACUACCAGACAACCGCGACAACAGGGGCGCAGCGUUCGCUGUUCUGCUGUUCGUCUGUGGAAGUCCGUCAUUCUGCCGGGCCAUCAAGACCAGUCUUCCACUACUAGCAGAAACUCGUCGGCGACAAACGAGUGUCUAGAAGAUUCAAAGGCACCAAAAUCAAACCUAAAGAUGUCGAAGGCUUUAAGCACAAGUGCCAAGAGGAUCCAGAAGGAACUUGCGGAAAUAACAUUGGACCCGCCGCCUAAUUGCAGUGCGGGACCUAAGGGAGAUAACCUCUAUGAGUGGGUGUCGACCAUUCUUGGCCCCCCAGGAUCGGUGUAUGAAGGUGGAGUUUUCUUCUUGGACAUUCACUUCAGCCCUGAGUAUCCUUUCAAACCACCUAAGGUUACAUUUCGCACACGCAUAUACCACUGCAACAUCAACAGCCAAGGAGUCAUAUGUCUAGAUAUCCUCAAAGAUAACUGGAGUCCAGCCCUUACCAUUUCCAAAGUUCUACUGUCAAUAUGCUCUCUACUCACGGACUGCAACCCAGCGGACCCACUGGUGGGCAGCAUCGCCACACAGUUCAUGCAGCAGAGGGAGGAGCAUGACCGUAUUGCCAGACUGUGGACAAAGCGCUAUGCUACAUAAGCUUAGAUAGCGAAGUAGUGGUUGCAACGACAUUAAUUAUUGCAGUGUACACGCUCCUCCUUCCUUCCCGUCUCCACCACCAAAGUUUUUUUCGUCCUCUCAUCCCUCUGCAGGGAUCCACAUCAGGCUUGUUGUGAUGCCAGUGGUGUGUGCAUGAGUCAGCCUCUGCUAUUUCUUUAUCGUUCACCUUUUUUAUAUAUAUAUAUAAAUGUAUACAUAAUGCCUGGUGCAUCAUGCAUCUAUUCUAGGGCAAAAAGAAAGUGAGAUUCCUUUUGCACAAGCAACUCCGUUUGAGCAUCUGUAUAUAGAGUUUAUUUUUCGACGUUAUGCCCAUUUUGUAACUUAAUCAUAUGUUGGCCCCUUGUUUUUGGCUUAAUCAUGAUUUGUAAAUUGCAAUAUUGUGAGGAAAUGUGAAAUAGUGGCUGCUUUGAUAUUGUAAAGCGGUUGCCAAAAAUACUGGACAUAGUGCUGGAGAGAGCUUCCUUGACCUAUCCUUGCCCCCUACUACAUCCCACGCCCCUUUUUUAUCUACUUACGUUAGAGCUUGUUCAUAGUAAUGGCGCUUCUCCUUUUAGUGGCUUACCAAAGUGGUAAUAGCCAUGUAGAAUUUGUGACUCCUGAAUAUAAGUGCAGAAAACCAGCCAGUUGGUGUAAUCUCUGAGCACUUCUUAAGGCCAUCUAAUGAAUUGUGUGCCCGUAAUCAAGAGCAUGUUGGACUCUACAACUUCAAGUGGCCCGUGUGCAUGCUGUUUGCACCGAAUGAAUUGUGUGUGCCGCUUUAAUUCUGUCUGUGUGUACAUGCGCGUGGUGUGUUAUAGGCAUGAGAGAAUGUUUUUACUGCUAAGACUGAUGAUAGCAUACUGAAAGAGGUUUCAUUCCAGUUGUAGGCACUGAAGAAUGAAGUGGCAUGAGGAGUAAAGCAAUUCUGGUGGGUUAAACCGAGUGCAACUGUUCCUUGGAUGUGUGUGUGUGUGUGGUCAGUGUUGAGCUUUCUUUUCCGGUGGCUGUUGUCUGAGGGGGUGGGGGGAGUUUACUGUUUACAAGCUUUCACAUAGGGAACACUGUGUUGUAGUUCACACAUCAAGUGAACUUUGUGUGGCAGCAAAAAAAAAAAACAUUUUAGGCCAUUUUCAUGAAUUUUUCCCCAUGUAAUUGUGUAGCUACAGAUGUGUCAGUUCUGUUUGCUUGUUACAUAGUGAUUGUGGUGUUGUGUAAUUUAAAUCUUCUAUACAAAGUGCAUAAACAAUAAAAAAAACAAAUGAA